AUGUCUUUGAUGUUAAGCAGAUGCAUUUUAACUUCGGCUAGGCUAGGGCACACUGAACUAAUUUAAAAUGGAUUUAAGCGAAACAUUUAAUUUUAGUUCGUGAGUAACGAUGUUAGAACAUGUCAAGCAGGUAACCACUGGAUGCUACCUGUACGGAACUAACCUACAGUAAGCGAUAUAAACGUGGACAUCUUGAGCUGAAAUAAGCUGCCAACACACUAAGAUGAGAAGUAUUCUCGCGGUCAUAUUAUACUUUCUUGUUGUUGUCAACCUAGAGACCCAAGGAAUACGAGCUUCGCCAGAGAGAAAAUGUGAAGCGUCCAGCGAAACUUGCGAGUUCUGGCUAGUAGUCGACGAAAAACUGACGAUGAUGCACGGAGCAGAUUUGGUCCUCCCCGCCAACGGGAGUUUGUACCGCUAUGACGUAACUAAUACGUCAUCAGCCACACCAAUACCAGUUGAUGAGGUCAUAACCGGGGAUGGUUUUGAGGAACCUAGGCUCGUAAUAGUAGUAAAUGGAACGAUGCCCGGUCCAACCCUGAGCGUGUAUGAAGGACAAACUGUUCUCCUUCAUGUGCGGAAUAGUCUUCUUUCUGAUGAUGUCACCAUUCAUAUCCACGGACUUCCCCAGAGCGGCACACCUUGGAUGGAUGGGGUGGCUUAUAUUACCCAGUGUCCCAUCCAACCAGGGCAGUCUUUCACCUACAAAUUCAAAGCAGCUCCCAAAGGGACUUACUGGUAUCAUUCCCAUAUAGGAUCCCAAAGGACAAUGGGUCUGUUUGGCGCCUUUAUUAUUUAUGAGCUUCCUGAAAACAGCGAAGAAAGAUACGAAGAUGAAGAGUUUGUUUUAUCUCUACAAGAUUGGAACCCUAAGAGAGAAGCUGAUUUCGGUUACCAACAGAUGAAGACGGACAUUUUCCUCGGCCGCCAAAGGUAUACCACUACCACGUCGCUGGACGGAGGCAGAUACAGCAAGUUUUACAUGACUUCCGGUUUAAUAAAUGGACGUGGCCGAUAUUACGACCCCGAGACAGGCCUCCAUAAUGGCGCACCCAUAGAGACAUUUAGGGUAGAAUCGGGGAAAAGAUACAGAUUCCGUGUCAUAGCAGCGGGAGAACUCUACCCAUUCCGAUUCUCCAUAGACGGACAUUUCCUAGAAAUCAUUGCGUCCGAUGGAUAUGAAAUAGAACCUGUGGUUGUCCAAUCUUUCAUAAUAAAUCCUGGAGAAAGGUAUGACUUCAUUCUGACGGCCAACAACAGCAUCGCAAACUACUGGAUAAGAUCAAAGACUUUGGAAAUUGAAUACAACCAUAUUGCUGAAGCCCGUUUACAUUACGAAGGAGCAGAUGAGAGCGACCCAAGUACCGAACCGCAGAAGUGCUUCGAAUCGCAAAGGUGUCUUGUGUUAAAUUGCCCGUUUGUUUACUAUCCAGCGGAAGCAUAUACAGACUGCAUGUUUGUUCACCAGUUACGAUCCCGAGAGAAUGCACCCAUUCCAUUCGCAGAAUCAGGCAAAUUCAAGGAAGUCUUUUUAAACUUCGCCAUGCCGCGUAUGAUUGGGUCAGUUAAUGGCCGGGCCUUUCAGCUGCCACCGGUGUCGGCUUUGACUCAGCCACAAGAAAUUGAGACACCCUGCGAAAGUGCGGACUGCGGUGAAGACAGGCUGUGUAGAUGCUCACACUCUUUAUCUUUUGAGCAAGGAGAUGUUCUCCAACUCGUCAUGACAAACUUAGGCUCAGGCAAGGGGAUAGUUCACCCUAUUCACAGCCAUGGACACGCGUUUUAUGUUCUUAAAAUGGGGUAUGGAAUAUAUAAUCAAACGACUGGAGCAUUCAUGUCCUCUACUACAGAUAUUAACUGUAACACUGGCCCAAAUCAAAGCUUCUGUAACAACCCUACUUGGUUGGACCCAACCUGGUCUGACGGUAACGUCCCUGGACUCAUUACAGAGGAUGCCCCACGGAAAGACACAAUCAUCGUUCCGUCAGGAGGUUACGUUGUACUGCGUCUGGUAGCCGAUAACCCUGGGCUGUGGUUCAUGCACUGCCACAUCGAGAUGCAUACACUAGAUGGAAUGGCGCUGGUGUUGAACGAGUCUUUCUACGAAGUGCCACCACCGCCACCAGGCUUCCCUAAGUGUGGAAACUUUAGGAUAAGCGACAAUCAAAUUAUAGACUCCUGGGGACCCACAUCGAACCCAAUUGACACCCAGGGUUAUUACUGCGGGGGAACAUUUUGGGGAGUAACAAUAUGUCUGCUGGCUAUAAUCGUGGCACAGUUCGUCAUCUACCUGAGAACUAGGCCUUGUAAAGGGAUUAACCGAUUUCGUGGAUAUGAGGUAGUAAAGGAAUAAAAGCUUUACCGAAAAUGAACAUACAUGUACAUGUUGCUUUUGAGGAAGGCAACGAGUGCAAAUGCAAUGAGGAACAUAUUUUUGAAGUCCGGUAUAAAUGGACAAACUGUGUUGUAUAUCACCCUUAUUAAACAUCUAUACAAUUCUAUAC
Molecule: messenger RNA, 2504 nt
Organism: Liolophura sinensis
Lineage: Eukaryota; Metazoa; Mollusca; Polyplacophora; Chitonida; Chitonidae
Exons: 3
Coding region: 224-2353 (709 amino acids)
Biological process (GO): iron ion transport
Cellular component (GO): plasma membrane
Molecular function (GO): oxidoreductase activity; copper ion binding
Source: RefSeq, a predicted model, not a curated record